Coregonus clupeaformis (lake whitefish) is the source of this 2154-nucleotide messenger RNA. It is a transcript of the gene c21h5orf22, whose product is annotated as chromosome 21 C5orf22 homolog. The coding region runs from base 127 to 1533 and encodes 468 amino acids. The transcript has 9 exons. Lineage: Eukaryota; Metazoa; Chordata; Actinopteri; Salmoniformes; Salmonidae. The record is from RefSeq and is a predicted model, not a curated record.
GGCGGUCGUGUUUGGGUUUUGUUUUCAUUCAGGUGUCGCAUGGAAAUCUGAGUCUUCCUAGAUAAUAUUUGUAAGAUCAUUUUAAAUUGACUUAGCUCACAGGUAAAAACAACUUCGGACUGAAAAAUGAGUUAUCCGCCAUCGAAAAGGGUUUAUGCAGAUUUGCCCGUAUGGAUUGUAGAAGACCACUGUGAUGUGGUAAGUCCUAUAUAUCGGGCUAUAGCAUCAAGGCACUUGCCACUGAAGAACAUCAAGAUGGUCCAUCUGGAUUCCCACCCAGACCUCCUCAUACCUGUCAAUAUGCCUGCAGACACUGUGUUUGACAAGGACACCUUGCUCAGUGAGCUGAGCAUUGAGAACUGGAUCAUGCCCAUGGUAUAUGCUGGGCAUGUGUCUCACGUGGCUUGGCUCCAUCCCCACUGGGCACAACAGAUCAAGGAAGGAGAGCACGCCUUUUCUGUGGGAAAAGACUCCUCCACAACCACCAUCAGAGUUACAAGUAAGGACGACUACUUUUUAAGUGACGGCCUGUAUGUUCCUCAGGAUCAGCUGGAGAAUCCUAAACCUCUGGGACUUAGUGUUGUCUUAGUGAACCCCGUGGCGUGUUGCCAGAGGAGAGACAUGGAGAGGGACAUUGGGAAGAGCUCUGCCAAAAGACCCAGGAUAGAGAAAAAGGGAGCUGGGGAUGUGAAUGAUGCUCAAUCCUCAUCUGCUUCAGCUUCCAAGUCUGAGAGCAGCUCUAGUAGCUGUGCUGACAGCGUUCAGCCACCAGGUGGCAGUAGAACCUCAGGGACCAGCAGCCAUGGCAACAACAGAGAAGAGGAAAAGGAGCCACUCAAACAGCCUUGUUCAAAGACUGACAAUGAUGAGGGUUCAACGACCUACGCUGUGAACAGCCUUCUCUCCGUUAUCAAACAAACUGAUCCAUACAUACUUGACAUCGACCUUGAUUUUUUCUCUUGUAAGAAUCCCUUCAAGGAGAUGUAUACACAGGAGGAGUACACUAUUCUACAGGAGCUAUACAGCUUCAGGAAACCUAGAGAAGACCCAGACGAGGAGGAGUUGACAGAGUGUGUGGAGAGACGUAUCCGGCAGCUGGAGGAUCUGGAAGCAUUAUUUGCAGACCUGGUGGACGAUGAUAGUGAGGAGACGGUCAGGCGCUGGGCUGCCAACCCUGGGAUGACAUCUCUGGUCAAACUAGUGGGAAGCCUGCGGAAUCGAAACGAGGCCCCUGACUACGAAAUGGUGCACCAGGCGGGGCUGACCUGUGACUAUUCGGAGCUGCCCCACCACAUCAGUAGUGAGGAGGAGAUUGAGAGACUGGUCCUGGCGGUGGAGCUCGUCCUGGAGGCCCUGCCGAAGCCCACCCUUGUCACUGUAUCCAGAUCCAGUCUGGAUGAGUACUGCCCAACUGAACAGGUCAACUCCAUCCAGAGUAGGAUACUAGCCAUCCUGGAGUCUCUAUAUGGCUUGUUGGACGUCCAUAAGGAGUACGAGGUGACACCAGAGGACAACCUGCCCAAGGCAUCAUGACACAAAUCACUGUGAUGACAGAACGCAUCGUAAUUUGAUAUGCACCCAUCGAAUUACUGACUUUCACUCAGAAAUCAUGCACUGGUGUCAGUGUGAGGAUUCAGCCUGAAGAUACAUACAUGUACUAGUUUAUUUGAAAGGCUUUAAGUUAGAAGUAUGAAUUAAUGGUUGAAAAUCAAGAUAGCAUGUCUACCUGCUCCUGUUUUCUUUCUCAGGUAGGCAGAUGUCAAACAUAUCAAUAUUCACCUGACCAUUGUUGUGAAUCAGAUACUGUACAAUUUAAUGAGGACUUGUUGACUUUCUUUGUGCUGAACCCAGUCCUCGACGUGCCAGUUUUCAUAAUUUGUGUGUCAUUACUUGUUUGCCACUUUCUUGCCCAGUCUAGACAAUAUUGGAUGCAGACAUAAUUCACAAAGUGGAGGUUUUAUGACUAUGGAGCCAUUUUACACCAAAUGCAGUGAUUGCACAAAUUAUUCAACUGUAUCUGUAUGAAUUAUUCAUCUAAUUAAUAUUAUUUUUGUGCACAUCUAUUUCCCUUUGCUCAUUACUCUCAAAUAUUUUCCCUAAUGUGAUGUACCACUUCAAUACAAUCUGAGAAAAGUGCUGAUGACCACUUUUAAA